AUGAUCUCCAACGUGAAAAAUGCACCACUUCACCUCCCGGCAGCCGCUCGUCACCACCACCUCCGACCGCCCGUCACUGCCACCUCCGACCACAACCACUCCACAAUCCGGCAAAAUCCGCACCGAAAGCCACCGAACAAAGCCGCCAAGCUAGCCGAAUCCCUCUCCCACAUCGCAACCUACGAUGCACUCGACACCGAACCGACUUCCGAGUACUGCGGUGGCUGCCGAUACAGCCGUCGCAGACUCUUGUCCCAAUUGGGCCUCGACCACUCAGGCUAUGACGUCACCAAGUACAUCUACGCCACGUCAUCGCUCGUCGGGUGGCUCGAGCGGACACCGCGGCCCGUUGACGGCGACUCCAACUGGAUGGGGUUCGUCGCCGUCAGCGGCGAUGAGGAGUCGAGGCGGAUCGGUCGACGUGAUGUGGCCGUAGCGUGGCGCGGCACGGUCGCACCGUCGGAGUGGUACGACAACAUGCAGAGUCGAUUGGAGCCGGUCGGGCGGGGUGACGCCAUGGUCGAGCACGGUUUCCUUAGCAUCUACUCGUCAAAGAGCCGCACAUCGAGAUACAACCGGUUGAGCGCGUCGGAGCAGGCCAUGGUCGAGGUCCAGCGUCUCGUCAACCACUACCGGGCUCUCGGCGAGGAGGUCAGCCUUACCGUCACGGGCCACAGCCUUGGCGGCGCGCUGGCCCAGCUCAACGCCUACGAGGCGGCCGCCAACUUCCCGGGCCUCCCCGUGAGCGUAAUCUCGUUCGCGGCCCCUCGCGUGGGAAACAUCGCUUUCCGAGACGAGUUGUACCAGAUGGGAGUCAAAACCCUACGCCUAACCAUCAGGCAGGAUGUGGUACCGAGGAUGCCCGGGAUCGUGUUCAACGAGGGGCUCCAAAGGUUCGACGAGCUAACGGGCACACUCGAGUGGGUGUACACGCACGCGGGAGUCGAGCUUAGGCUCGACGCCCGGGCCAGCCCGUAUUUGAAGAAGGGGUUGAACCCGAUCGGGUUCCAUAUGCUCGAGACUUACUUGCAUUUAGUGGACGGGUUUAGCGGGUCCGGGUCGGGUUUCCGGGCCGAGGCGAAAAGGGAUGUGGCGCUCGUGAAUAAGGAUUGUGACAUGCUUGUGGACGAGCUUAGGGUGCCGGUGAAAUGGUACCAACCGGAGAAUAAGGGGCUCCGGCGGAACCGACACGGGCGGUGGGUCAAACCGGUAAGAAAACCGGAGGAUGAGCCCGAACCCGAUUGGGAGGAAGAAGGGUCUGUGUACCAAGUUUAUUAA
Messenger RNA from Striga hermonthica, 1278 nucleotides. NCBI's taxonomy places the organism in Eukaryota, Viridiplantae, Streptophyta, Magnoliopsida, Lamiales, Orobanchaceae. The record is from the annotation of a GenBank genome assembly.